AUGGCCGCGGCGCUGCGCGCGCAGCCGCCGGCCACGGCGUGGCUCGUCGCCACGGGCUCCCUGACCAAUGUCGGCGCGCUCUUCCGCGCGCACCCGGAUCUCGCGGCGCACAUCAAGGGCCUGAGCCUGAUGGGCGGCUCGCUCGGGGACAACUUCUCCGGCGCCCCGCUCGGCACCGUCGCCGGCCGCCCGCGCAUCGGCAACGUCACCCCGUUUGCCGAGUUCAACAUCGUCAUCGACCCCGAGGCCGCCGCCGAGGUCUUUGGCAAUCCCGUCCUCGCCCCCAAGACGACCGUCGUCCCGCUCGACCUGAGCCACCAGGUGCCGGCGACGGCUGCGGUGAGGGAGAUGCUGCUGCGCGGCCGCGCAGCAGGCGCCAAGACGGCGGCUGGCGGCGAAGGGACGCAGGGCAAGACGGCGGCUGGCGGCGAAGGGACGCAGGGCAAGACGACGCUGCGCACCAUGCUCGUCGAGCUCCUGUACUUCUUCUCCAAAACAUAUGCCGAAGUCUUUGGCAUCACGCAAGGCCCGCCGCUGCACGACCCGCUCGCCGUCGCCGCUGUGCUCGCUGGCACGCCCGACGAGAUACCCUUUUACGACUGGGACGCGGAGCGCAGCGCGGCGCCGCGGUACGACGAGCGCUUCGACGUGGCCGUCGUGACGGCUGGCGUGUUUGAGGACGCCCGGGACGGCAGGGCCGAGACGGGCCGCACCGUCGGCACGCUACUGCCGCGCGGACAGCCGGGUGUGCGCAUACCGCGCUCGCUCGACGUGGCCAAAUUUUGGGACGUCAUCGAGGACUGCGUGGAGCGCGCGGAUGCGGUCAACGCCGCCAACGGGAGGACGUGA
Molecule: messenger RNA, 849 nt
Organism: Cordyceps militaris CM01
Lineage: Eukaryota; Fungi; Ascomycota; Sordariomycetes; Hypocreales; Cordycipitaceae
Product: Adenosine nucleosidase
Exons: 2
Coding region: 1-849 (282 amino acids)
Biological process (GO): purine nucleoside catabolic process
Cellular component (GO): cytosol
Molecular function (GO): purine nucleosidase activity
Source: RefSeq, a predicted model, not a curated record